UCACGCGAUGUGAUCCAAAAUCCACAAUGUUGCAAGCACCACAAUGGACAGAGUUCCUGCUGUGCCCAAUCUGCACACAGACAUUUGAAGAGACUGUUCGCCGGCCCAUCAGCUUGGGCUGUGGACAUACUGUCUGCAAGAUGUGCCUGAACAAGUUACACCGUAAGGCCUGUCCCUUUGACCAGACAGCCAUCAGCACAGACAUCGAGCAGCUGCCUGUCAACACAGCCCUGUUGCAGCUGGUGGGAGGCCAGGUUCCCAAGGCUCAACCAGUUGCCUUGAUUACCAGUCCAGAGGACUCUCAGCAUUAUGAGGAAGCCAGGCAGUGUGUGGAGGAGCUGGCUCUCUACCUCAAACCCCUUAGCAACACCCGAGGUGUGGGUCUGAGCAGCACAGCCCAGAGCAUGCUGAGUCGACCUAUGCAGAGGAAACUGGUAACACUGGUCCACUGCCAGCUUGUGGAGGAGGAGGGCCGCGUUAGAGCCAUGAGAGCUGCCCGCUCUCUGGGUGAGCGAACGGUCACUGAGCUCAUUUUGCAGCACCAGAAUCCACAGCAGCUCUCCUCCAAUCUGUGGGCUGCUGUCCGUGCACGAGGAUGUCAGUUUCUCGGUCCAGCAAUGCAGGAGGAAGCUCUAAAGUUGGUGCUUCUUGCUCUAGAGGAUGGAUCAGCUUUGUCCAGGAAGGUUUUGGUUCUCUUUGUUGUCCAGAGACUGGAGCCACGCUUUCCACAGGCCUCUAAAACUAGCAUAGGCCAUGUGGUGCAGCUCCUUUACAGGGCCUCCUGCUUCAAGGUGACCAAACGUGAUGAAGAUUCAUCUCUGAUGCAGCUGAAAGAGGAGUUUCGAACUUAUGAAGCUCUGCGGCGAGAGCAUGACUCUCAGAUUGUUCAGAUUGCCAUGGAGGGUGGGCUACGGAUUGCACCUGACCAGUGGUCUUCUCUGUUGUAUGGGGAUCAGUCUCACAAGUCACACAUGCAGUCUAUUAUAGAUAAGCUGCAGACGCCAGCAUCUUUUGCUCAGAGUGUCCAGGAGCUGACUAUUGCGUUGCAGAGGACCGGCGAUCCAGCCAACCUCAACAGGUUGCGGCCCCACCUGGAGCUGCUGGCCAACAUUGAUCCCAGCCCUGAUGCUCCUCCUCCUACAUGGGAGCAGCUUGAAAAGGGGUUGGUAGCAGUGAAGACAGUGGUGCAUGGCCUGGUGGACUUUAUCCAGAACCACAGCAAGAAAGGAGCUGAUCCUCAACAGCCUUCUCAGCACAGCAAGUACAAGACAUACAUGUGCCGUGACAUGAAGCAGAAAGGAGGCUGUCCUCGUGGGGCCAGCUGCACCUUUGCUCACUCUCAGGAAGAACUGGAGAAGUAUCGUAAGAUGAAUAAGCGUCUGGCAGCUCGCCUCCCUGGCCCUGGUGGGCUCAUGCCAGAAGAGGGCCUUCCUCUUGAUGUAGCAGUGACCCGGAAACAUUCACCCCUUACCAAUGGCACUGUUGCGCCCCAGCUCAUUGCUCGUGGCACGGACACAGUUCCCUAUGAACUGUUGCGUAAAACCGUCAAGAUGGAUGGAGGGAGUCCCAGUGCCCCAGGAUCCCCACCUGAUGUUCUGGAUGCUGUGCCCAAACCUGGGAUGCCUCUGCCACCUCAUGCCAUUGCUCAUCCAAGGAUGCCAGCAGACCACCUUUCUGGGGUGAAGCACAUGCCUGUGGUACCCAGAGGUUCACCAGUGUACCCCCCUCCGCAGCUCUCUGAGAUGUGCUAUGACACUCGCCCACCACCUUCUGCUUCGCAGUAUGAGCCCCCACAAUAUCCCACAGGGUACCCAUACCAACAGCAGGGACAGUAUGUUCAUAGGGAUUACAUCCGUAACCCUCCAGCCCCUAGUGAGUCUGGACCCACUUACCAGGAUCCCUAUUCUGGCUACGGCCCUCCAGAGCGCACCUACCAGACCCCUCACUCUGGUCCAGCCUUCUCCUACCCUCACCCUCCACACUAUGACCGAGGUCGCCAUGGAACAUAUGCUGGCCCACCACCUCCCCCACAGCCUUACCCAUCCCAGAGAGAUGGCCUGAUUAGAAUGAGUCCCGCGCCUAUGGAUGUUGCCCCGCCGUCAGCAGGGCAGGCUAACUCGCUCUACCACCAGGAGCCCAGUGCCCGGGAUAGAUACCCACCAGAUGGCUAUUAUCAACCAGGUGCCCAGGCACCAACCAUGAGAGCUUAUGUCAGGGGGCCAUCAUAUGGUGGUUCACAGCCCAGCCUGGACUAUCUGCACCGACGUCGGCAGGAGCUGUUAUCCCAGCUGGAGGAAAGGAAGGUUAUCUCCCCUCCACCAUUUGCUGCCUCUCCAACUCUUCCUCAUCCUUUCCCUCGUGACUACCCUCCUGAGUAUGGUGAGGAGAGCUCAAAAACCAUGGUGAAAUGCAGAGAGCCUGACUACGCCGGGCAAUACUCACCCUGGUCUUGUGAAACUAUUGGCUCCUACAUUGGCACAAAAGAUGCCAAACCUAAAGAAGUCAUGAUUCCUGGUGCCAUGGAUAUGAUGAAUGUGGAGGCUAAGGGUCUGAGGGAGCCAUCGUUGGAGGCUCCUCGGAGAAGUGCAGAAGUCAAGGACGAUGACCCCAUUAUUCCUUUUGGCCCCCAGCCCACUGUAUCACGAUUCGGUGCCAUCUCUCGCACCUCAAAGACAGGCUACCAGACCACUGGCCCCAUACAGGCUAUGGCCUCCACUCCCCAAAACCCAAACUCUAAACAUAUGGCCAUUCAAGCAGAAUACACAUAUGGAAGCCAUGUAGGGUGGGGUGGAGCUUCAUACCCCUCCCACCAGCCUGCCUCCUCAUCUCAGGGACACUUUAGUGAGCGCUUACCUUUGGCAGCCCCAGACAGAGAACAGUUAAAGAUUGAGCUGCAGCAGGUCAAUCAACAGAUCACCCAACAGACUCAAAUGCACAGCAUGGAGGUUGCCAGUAACUCCUUACUGCUGCAGAGGGAGGCCAGUGCACUGGCUGGUCAGUCUGUGCAACCCAGCCAGGCCCAGGUGGCAGCAGCCCAGCAGCAGCAGCCCAAGUGGCCAGCAGGUGGAGCAAGUGCAACAGCAGUCUCCAGUGAACAGCUGAGCCUGGAGCUCCACCAGGUGGAGAGAGAGAUUGGCAAGAGGACCCGCGAGAUGGCUAUGGAAAACCAAGUAGCGCAUGAUGUUCAGCAGUACAAAAUGAAGCCUGCAGAGAAUGGCCAACUAGAGCACAAGACUCAGCUGGAAGAAAUCUCCCUGGCUCUUGGGGAGGUGUCAAACGGCGCCAGCAGCCUGCAGGAAAGUGCAGUAGGCGGGUCUAUGCUGUCACUGACUAGUAAGACAUCUUCAUUGAGCCUGUGUUCUGAUCCAGGUGGUUGCAUUCAGACCUAG
Monopterus albus (swamp eel) is the source of this 3389-nucleotide messenger RNA. It is a transcript of the gene rc3h1b, whose product is annotated as ring finger and CCCH-type domains 1b. Gene Ontology annotation, biological process: protein polyubiquitination; nuclear-transcribed mRNA catabolic process, deadenylation-dependent decay; ubiquitin-dependent protein catabolic process. Lineage: Eukaryota; Metazoa; Chordata; Actinopteri; Synbranchiformes; Synbranchidae. The record is from RefSeq and is a predicted model, not a curated record. Gene Ontology annotation, cellular component: cytoplasmic stress granule. Gene Ontology annotation, molecular function: metal ion binding; ubiquitin protein ligase activity; mRNA binding. The transcript is spliced from 21 exons. The coding region runs from base 27 to 3389 and encodes 1120 amino acids.